Molecule: messenger RNA, 2246 nt
Organism: Drosophila kikkawai
Lineage: Eukaryota; Metazoa; Arthropoda; Insecta; Diptera; Drosophilidae
Source: RefSeq, a predicted model, not a curated record
CAUCAAGGAAGGUUCAAAGCAGCAAUAACACCCCACCAACACACAGGUAUUCAUAGGAUGUGUGUGUGCGGCGGCAAAAAUGUCUUGACGUUUGUUGUGAACCCAGCAUUUUGGACCAUUUACAAGGGGCGAAUAUUGCGAGUGCAAUUUGAAUGGGCCUGACACAACGCCACACAUGCAUGCUCCUUUGUGAGCAACGCCAAUCGAUAAAUUCAAAGGACGCGAGGUGGUUGCCUUCUUUUGCCUCCCGUUUCCUCAAGAAUGUUAUGAGAUUUUCGCUAGCAAAUAUUUCCAGAGUGCGCUGCUGACUUAAGCAAAUUUUUAUGUGCUCUAGCGUCUGAAUAUGUGUGUGCCAUAGUGCUGCCCAUCAUCAUCUGUGCGGGGCAAAAAGGACAACACGUUAGAACAAAGGACAAUCAACUGUGCAGAGACUAUUUUUGAAGUGAAUCCAAUUUGUAACAACACCAGGAAGUACGUAUACGUACUUGUGUAGUCAGCCGGGACAACGAGCAAACAUCAACAACACAGGCACAAGCACCCGAGGCUGUGGCCGGUAGAGAGGCCAAUUGGACGCCAUCUGGACAAGUGGAGGCCAUCUGGACAAGUGGACGCCCCAAGCGCGGGCAGUGGAACGAGGUCGGUCCAACCCAUUGAUGUAGCAGCAUGGGCGCCAACACAUCGAGCAGAUCCGACGCGAGUCUGCUCGCCGACGACGAUGUUAAUUUCGACCACUUCCAAAUUCUACGCGCCAUUGGCAAGGGCAGCUUCGGCAAGGUGUGCAUCGUCCAAAAGCGCGACAGCGGUAUCCUGUACGCCAUGAAAUACGUCAGUCGAUCCGCCUGCGAACUGCGUGGAGCCCUGGGCGGGGUCAUCAAGGAGGUGGAGCUGCUAUCCUCCUUGGAGCAUCCGUUUCUCGUCAAUUUGUGGUUCUCGUUCCAGGAUGAGGAGGAUUUAUUCAUGGUCUGCGACCUGUUGACUGGCGGCGACUUAAGAUAUCACUUACAGAACCGGGUGGAGUUCUCCGAGCAGAGUGUGGCCUUAUUAGUGUGCGAGCUGGGCAGUGCCCUGGAGUACCUGCAGACGCAGCGAGUGGUCCACCGGGACAUCAAGCCUGAUAAUAUCCUAUUGGACGAUGCUGGACAUGCUCACUUGACUGAUUUUAAUAUUGCAACGAGGUUGCAAAAGGAUGCUCUGGCCUGCAGCAUGUCAGGGACGAAGCCGUAUAUGGCGCCCGAGGUGUUUUUGUGCGCUCUGGACGAAGUGGCCGGUUACAGCUAUCCGGUAGACUGGUGGUCCCUCGGCGUUGUGGCGUACGAGAUGCGGGGCAACAACCGGCCCUUUGUGGUGCAUUCAAAUACGCCGUUGGCGGAAAUCAAGAACAUACUAAACACGCCUGUGCACUAUCCCCGCUACUGGAGCAGCCAAUUUGUCGAUCUGCUGCAGAAGUUACUUUCGACGUAUCCCGGAGCCAGGAUCAGUACAAAACAGGAGCUGCAUCAAACGCCGCUGCUGCGCAACAUCGACUUCCAGCAGGUGCUGGACAAGAAGAUAAAGCCUCUGUUCAAGCCACCCGAAGACCACCUCAACUGUGAUCCGUGUCUGGAGUUGGAGGAGAUGAUUGUGGAGACGCGUCCGUUGCACAAAAAGAAAAAGCGUCUGGCCAAGCAGCGAUCUGCGCAACGCGACAGUGAUCCUGAGAUCGCGCUGGUUAAGGAAUUCAUCGUCUACAAUCGGUACAAGGAGCUCAAGCGCAAGGCCAUGGAGCAGAAGGAAAAUGACUGGCAGCGCGAGCUGGAACUGGCCAUGGCCAACUCCAUAGUCAACAGCCUGGCGCCCAUUCAGGAAAAGCCUGCAGCCUCUAUUGUACAGGCGGCCGCGGAAGCGUCCAUGGCUUCCCAAUCGAAGAGCGACAGCAUUGAGUUCAUAGACCGCACUCCCUCGCCGCAGUCCGCCGGAGCAGCCUCCUUAGCGGUUAGUCCUAGCAAAGCGAGCAGCGUGCUGGACAAGGCCGCAAGCCCCAUUCAGAAGUAAUGCCCUAUUCUCUAACCCCAGAGCGAGCGUCCUGCCACGUAUCAGGUUUCAGAGUGCACAAAAUCCCCCACCCAACGAUGACUUGGCAGGCAGCCAUCAUCCAUCUAUCCACACAGAGAACCAGAACCUAUUUUUCGAGCUCCACUGAAUUUCAUCUUUGUACGUGUAUAUAUAUAUAUAUGAACACUGAAUAAAAUUUGAUAUCCUUUAGGGUA